Molecule: messenger RNA, 1230 nt
Organism: Fusarium mangiferae
Lineage: Eukaryota; Fungi; Ascomycota; Sordariomycetes; Hypocreales; Nectriaceae
Exons: 1
Coding region: 1-1230 (409 amino acids)
Biological process (GO): transmembrane transport; carbohydrate transport
Cellular component (GO): membrane
Molecular function (GO): carbohydrate:proton symporter activity
Source: RefSeq, a predicted model, not a curated record
AUGAUAAUUGGAGUCAUUGUCCAAUGUGCCAGCACAAACAUCGAAACUUUCAUCGGAGGACGUAUCAUCGUUGGCUUCGGUAUCACACUUGCUCUCGCUGCUGCCCCAGUUCUUAUCUCUGAGCUCGCCCAUCCUCGACAUCGAGUUCUCUUUGGCUCACUAUACAAUACGAGCUUCUACCUUGGUGCUCUUCUGGCCGGAUGGGUAGCGUUUGGGAGUUAUCGUAUUCCUAGCGCUUGGGCAUGGCGUCUUCCAACUCUUCUUCAAGCUGGGCCAGCCUGUAUUCAAGUAUGUUUCGUAUUUUUCCUGGAUGAGUCUCCUCGAUGGUUGGCAUAUAAAGAUCGAGGGGACGAGGCGUACAAGGUGUUGGUGAAGAAUCAUGGCGACGGUGACUGGGAUAGUCCUCUUGUACAGGCUGAGUUCUGGGAGAUGAACGAAACUCUAAAGGCUGAGCGUGAGAUCGAAGGACAGGGCCUCGGGCUUUUCCUUGCUACACCCGCCAACCGGAAGCGACUCGUUAUCCUCAUCACACUCGCAGUCUUUGGCCAAUGGUCCGGCAACGGCCUCGUAUCAUACUACCUCACCAAGAUCUUGUCAAGUAUCGGCAUUGCAACCCAGCAUGAACAGACUAUGCUGAACGGAACCAUAAGCACUGUCAAUUAUGCAACGGCGCUCUUCGCCGCUGUCUUAUCCACCAAAGUCGGCCGUCGUUCUAUGUUCGUUGGUGGUGGCAUCGCAAUGUUUCUCACAUUCUCAGCACUCACUGCGAGUAUUGCGAUAUACAACGAGACCGGCUCCAAGGCAGCAAGCAAGUCCGCGCUAGCGUUCAUCUUUAUCUACUACACUUCAUUCAACAUCUGCCUCAACCCGCUCUUGUUCUUGUAUCCUACCGAGAUUCUGCCUUUCAGGCUUCGAGCCAUGGGACUGAGUAUUCUGGUCUUCUCUACCAAAGCAGCUUCUUUCUUCAAUCAAUUUGUCAACCCUGUCGGUAUGGAUUCUCUGGGUUGGAAAUAUUAUCUUGUUUACGUUGGUUGGCUGUUAGUCGAGAUUGCUGUCUUCUGGUUUCUUUACCCGGAGACGAAGGGUUACACACUUGAAAGAAUUCAGGAAGCGUUUGGAGAAGACGUCAAAUUGGAUGGGCCUGAGGAAAACGGUAAGAUAAUGGAGGUGAAUGAUGAAAACAGUGCCCACGUGGAGAAGGUGGCCCAAUCCACGGUCAAUGUUGCUUGA